Messenger RNA from Rubroshorea leprosula, 671 nucleotides. The record is from the annotation of a GenBank genome assembly. Lineage: Eukaryota; Viridiplantae; Streptophyta; Magnoliopsida; Malvales; Dipterocarpaceae.
AUAAAGCAGAGGAAAUCGCGUCGGAUUCUGCAUUCAGAAAGAGAAAAUGGCAACGCUGGGAGGUAUCAAGGAGGUUGAAGGAAGUGCAAACAGUUUGGAGAUCGACAGCCUUGCUCGAUUUGCAGUUGAUGAACACAACAAGAAGGAGAAUUCUCUGCUGGAGUUCAAGAGGGUGGUGAAUACAAAGACGCAGGUGGUUUCUGGUACCAUGUAUUAUAUAACCUUGGAGGCAGCGGAUGGAAAUCAGAAGAAAGUCUAUGAAGCCAAGGUGUGGGAGAAGCCAUGGAUGAAUUUCAAGGAGGUGCAAGAGUUCAAGCUUGUUGGUGAUGCCCCUGCAGAUUCCAGCACUUAGAUAGGUGACCGGAGGAUCAUAUGUGGCUUAUUGCACCUCAAGUUUGAAGCUGGAGGUUAAAGAACUUAUCAGAUCACUAAUGUCUUGAGUUAUGCCUGAAAUAAAUUUAACUAUAUAUACUUGUAGUAGAUUUGAGUUUUUAAUCCAUGUGACAAUUGUGUUCUGCCCUCAUAAUUUCGUAUAGAUGAUGCAUACCAAUGAUAAAUAUGAACUAGUAUGAAAUAUGUUAUGAAAUAUGUUGCUUAUGUUCAGCCACUCUAAUGACGUUUGAGAUUAUCAACAAAACCUAAAAGAACACACAUAAAUUUUACUGAGUUUC